CAUCGCUAAAAUUUACAGCAAUGGCGGACGCAGCACCAGCCGGUGGUAGAGGAGGUUUCCGGGGUGGAUUCGGCUCUGGUGGUAGAGGCCGAGGCAGGGGACGCGGUCGUGGACGAGGCCGUGGAAGGGGGCGUGGUGCCAAGGAGGGAGAGAAGGAGUGGAUGCCAGUGACUAAACUUGGCAGGCUUGUGAAAGACCAGAAAAUCAAAUCAUUACAAGAAAUCUACCUUUUCUCCUUGCCAAUUAAGGAGUUUGAGAUCAUUGAUUAUUUCCUUGGACCAUCUCUGAAGGAUGAAGUUUUGAAAAUCAUGCCUGUGCAGAAACAGACACGGGCUGGUCAAAGAACCAGAUUCAAGGCUUUUGUCGCCAUCGGAGACCACGAUGGACACGUAGGUUUGGGAGUUAAAUGUUCCAAGGAAGUAGCCACAGCUAUCCGAGGCGCCAUCAUUCUGGCUAAGCUAACAGUCAUCCCUGUACGCAGAGGGUAUUGGGGUAACAAGAUCGGAAAACCCCACACUGUACCUUGCAAGGUGACAGGAAAAUGUGGCAGUGUUGUGGUGAGGUUGAUCCCUGCACCCAGAGGUACUGGUAUUGUCAGUGCUCCUGUACCCAAGAAACUGCUACAGAUGGCUGGAAUUGAUGAUUGCUACACCUGUGCCAGGGGAUGUACUGCUACGCUUGGCAACUUUGCAAAAGCAACAUACGCUGCCAUUGCCAACACUUAUUCUUACUUGACCCCUGACCUGUGGAAGGAGACCGCCUUCACCAAGUCUCCAUACCAGGAGUUCACUGAUUACCUGGCCAAGAACCACACCCGCCAGCCCGGACAGAGACAGGAGCAGAAGGUGUACUAAGCAUUGAAAUAAAGGCUUAUAAACACUGUUA
Molecule: messenger RNA, 885 nt
Organism: Magallana angulata
Lineage: Eukaryota; Metazoa; Mollusca; Bivalvia; Ostreida; Ostreidae
Product: 40S ribosomal protein S2
Exons: 5
Coding region: 21-854 (277 amino acids)
Biological process (GO): translation
Cellular component (GO): cytosolic small ribosomal subunit; ribosome
Molecular function (GO): RNA binding; structural constituent of ribosome
Source: RefSeq, a predicted model, not a curated record